CAAAGAGCCACCAUGCACAAAUCUAUCGUGAGAGCUUCGAAGUUCCGCCACACUUACGGCCAAGCGUUGAAGAAGGAGAAUUGUUAUGAUAAUGUUCGAAUCACAAAGUCAUCGUGGGAUUCAAAUUUCUGCUGUGCCAACCCCAAAUUCAUAGCCAUAAUAACCGAACAAGCGGGUGGAGGCGCUUUCCUGGUUCUGCCCAUCAAGCAGGUCGGACGCGUUGAUCCGAAUGCUCCUCUGGUAGCAGGACACAAAGGUCCUGUACUCGAUAUCGCUUGGAGCCCCUUCAACGACAAUGUGAUCGCGUCCGCCUCAGACGACACCAUGGUUCGAGUGUGGAAUAUUCCGAACAUGGGGCUCAUCCGUACGAUGACCGAUCCUGUGGUCGAGUUGGCAGGUCAUCAGAGAAAGGUCCAAAGCAUACACUGGCAUCCAACGGCUCUGAACGUACUCCUUAGUGUUGGUGCUGACUGUAAGCUGAUCAUCUGGAACGUCGGAACGUCAGACAUUCUCUCCGUUAUCGAUCAUCCAGACAUUGUGUUCAGCUUGUGUUGGAACUGGGAUGGGAGUCGUGUGGUCACAACCUGCAAAGACCGGAAGAUCCGGGUCUACAACCCUCGGACCGGGGAGGUAGAGUGCGAGGGCGAAGGUCACGAGGGGGCGAAGCCGCAAAAAGCCAUUUAUUUGAGAGACGGAUUGAUUUUCACCACUGGAUUCUCGAAAAUGUCAGAAAGACAAUUCGCUCUCCGUGUUGAAAGUUCCCUUGGCGAACCUGUUAUGAUGGAUGAGCUGGAUACGAGCAACGGAGUUUUGUUUCCGUACUACGAUCCGGAUGUGAAUCUCGUCUUCCUCUGCGCCAAAGGCGACAGCAAUAUCCGAUACUUCGAAAUCACGGACGAACCUCCAUUCGUCCACUAUAUCAGCACUUAUCAAUCUUCGGACCCCCAACGAGGCAUGUGCGGUAUGGUCAAGCGCGGACUAGAUUUCUCUCAAUGCGAGAUCGCGCGCUUCUACAAAUUGCACACCAAAGGGCUCUGUGAGAUAAUCUCCUUCACUGUUCCGAGAAAGUCCGAUCUCUUCCAAGAAGAUCUGUACCCAUUGACUCCCGGGGAUGUCCCUGCGUUGACUGCUGACGAAUGGAUCUCCGGAGAGAAUCGAGAGCCUAUACUGAUCAAUCUGAAGGAUGGUUACCAAGCCAAACAGAAAGAAUUCCAGGUAUCGAAACCAAAGUCAAAAUCGAACAUCCUCGACAGGCAGGAGACCCGUCCGACGACCGCCGCCGGCGACGCUUCGGGUGGACGAAUUGAACACCGGGAAGCGACCGUGGUCGAGACCCCAUCGGGAAUCUCUGAGGACAAGUACAACGAGCUCGUAGACGAGGUGAAGUUGUUGAAGGCGGUUCUCAUGAAGCACGAGAGACGAAUUCGCGAACUGGAGGAUUUUUCUGGUUUGAAUGCCAAACGGGUGGAAGUCGCGGCUCAAGAAAAGCUCAAAAGUGAAGCCGAAGCGAACAACAACAACAACGUUACCACGACCGAAAAUAGCGGCGAAGUCAAGUCCGAGAAGCAAUGAGUCGUCUCCGAACGAGGGCAACUUCACACCAAGCUUCACAAGUACCAAGCGACGUUGCCUCUUCUUACCUCUUUCGAGAUGGUACUUGGAACCUCAACGCGCACAUGGUCGACCCAGGAAGACCAUAUUUAUGCAAUAGUGGAAUGCGAUGCAAUCGAACUCGGGCGAUGCCGAAGUGCUGGACACGAUAGGUAUGGUUCGGAGUGACCGAAAGGAAAAUCUAGCAACGUGGCGUAGAAUCACUCUUCGAUUCCUUCGGAACUGUUUCCAUCUGAGGAAGUGCGCUCAUUUUCCGCUUCGGGAGGCUUCUCCCCUCAUUCUCCCCGCCUCAUCCCAUCCUGGAAGUACAUAUUUGAGUCGCCUAUUCGGAUUCUCCAUCCGUCAUCGCUUCCCUCCCAAAGCUUUGAUGGACAAGCUCCUGGUAACAGGAUACUCGAACGAGGAGAGGUGGCGUCCUCACGGAACGGAGGAGAACGAGUCGAGACCACUUAGAACUCGGAUCCAUCCGAGACUUUAACUUGAGUUUCGAGAUCUUAUUUAAGAAUCACAAAUCAUCAUUGGAAUGCCCACAUUCAUGCCGGAGCGUCACAUUUAUCGGUUCCCUUUUCUCUCCCUGAUAUACUAUUUUUGAUUUAUUCUAUUCAUCAUCCAUUCAUCCAAUCAAUCGUGCAUUCAUGUGGAGCUUAGUUGGCGUUCUGCCCCUUCAGCACAUAUUAUCGAAGUGUCGCGCGUCGCGGAGCCGUUGCGCCGAAGAACUCGACCGAUCCGUGGCCGUUGGAUUCGAGAGCUUCAGUCCAGUCGCUCCGAACCCAAGAUAGUAUGGUCAGAUCGAAGGACUGUUAAUGAGACCGAAGGAUGACUCGACUAAUAAAUCGAUUUUUGAUCA
This is a messenger RNA of Galendromus occidentalis (western predatory mite), 2458 nucleotides long. It is a transcript of the gene coro, whose product is annotated as protein coronin. The record is from RefSeq and is a predicted model, not a curated record. NCBI's taxonomy places the organism in Eukaryota, Metazoa, Arthropoda, Arachnida, Mesostigmata, Phytoseiidae. Gene Ontology annotation, biological process: actin filament organization. Gene Ontology annotation, molecular function: actin filament binding. The transcript is spliced from 5 exons. The coding region runs from base 13 to 1572 and encodes 519 amino acids.